AUGGUUUCUCUACCUCGAGGAAGUUGUCUCAAACUUUCUGUAGUUGCAAUUGUCUCCAUCACAGCCGUCGUCGUUCUCCAUCAACUCAGCUACACAAACACAAACGACUUUAGCCUCCUAAGCCAGCCCAUCCAAGUGCUGAACGAAUGCCCAGUCUCCCCUGAAGGCGAAGGCGACUUAAUCGCAAAAACAAUCCCCAAAACCAUCCACCAGAUCUGGAAAACGGCCGACGUGAGCACUUACCCGGCGACUCCUUCGCACGAUAACUGGAAGGCUGCGUUCGAACCGAAGAACUACACCGUAAAACUCUGGACCGACGCCGACAUCCUCGACCUCAUCAAGAAAAACUACACGUGGCUGCUGUCCACAUACGAGGGCUACGAUCAAAACAUCCAGCGAGCGGACCUAGCACGGCUGGUCGUGAUACACGCGGAAGGGGGCACAUACGCAGACCUCGACGUCCACCCGCGUGACGGCGAGGCGAUUAUGUGUCUGCAGCGCCAUGGCUUGCAAGGCGCUUUCGGGCCUACGGGGGGCUCGACUGGCCUGAGUAACCAUUUUUUCAUGGCCGAGAAGAACUCGGAUUUUCUCAAGUGGGCCCUCCAAGAGGCAAAACGACGCGGCGGCUCGAGUUCGAAGCGGAUUCUCUUACCAUACCUUAGAGUUUUCUGGUCCACCGGCCCGCUAAUGUUGACGGCGGCAUUCCAGCAGUACUCGUGGAUGUACGGCACAUUGGCGCCGCAGGUGGUGCUGCUGAGCGAGAAUUAUGUAGGAACGAUGAUUGCUCACGCAGCAGGGAGGUCGUGGCACGGAUCAGAUGGACAGGUGCUGAACUAUAUCUCAGACCACGUACAACUAAACGGCAUAUGGGUGGCUGUGUCAUGUUUGGCAGUGCUAGUUUUCUUUUGUAUUAUGAGGCGUUAUCGAGCGGACUUGUCUUAUAGAACAUGUUGUAAGAAUAGACACUUUGAAGUUUAA
Messenger RNA from Colletotrichum truncatum, 978 nucleotides. Its product is annotated as mipc synthase. The record is from RefSeq and is a predicted model, not a curated record. Gene Ontology annotation, biological process: mannosyl-inositol phosphorylceramide biosynthetic process. Lineage: Eukaryota; Fungi; Ascomycota; Sordariomycetes; Glomerellales; Glomerellaceae. Gene Ontology annotation, molecular function: mannosyltransferase activity.